GCUAAUAUGAACUUAAAGGACCGUAACAGAAACUGUGGUGGAGGAAAAUGAGGGAAAUAAGCCGAAAGGUCUUUGUUGUGAUGGUGCAUUUCUUCACGCUCUCUGGGGCUCGUCAUCAGGACAGCCUCCACAGGUCGCCGGAGGAUGCGCUGGAGCACACUCGGGGUCGUGGGCAGCCGGGGCUCUGCAGCUACGGUCAGACUACUUCCUGUUGUUUGGGAUGGAGGAAUGUUAACGGCAUUUGUCAGCCGGUGUGCGGGAAGUCAUGUGUGAAUGGAAAGUGCGUGCGACCAGACAAGUGUUCAUGCUCCACGGGGUAUAAAGGGCCGCGGUGUGAUGAAGAUGUGAACGAGUGCGGUUUCCUGGAGAGGCCAUGUUCCCAGCGCUGCAUGAAUACACACGGUAGCUAUCGCUGUUACUGUGAACCUGGAUACACACUCGACGCAGAUGGAUACACCUGCACCAGAGAAGCCGCAUGUUUCUCCCUGCGCUGCCAGUUUGGAUGCCAGAUGGAGAGAGGGGGAGCGGUGCGCUGUCUGUGUCCCCCCGGCCUCCACCUGGCCGCUGACAACAAGACCUGUGAAGAUGUCGAUGAGUGUCAGCGUGAUGCUGAUGUGUGUCCGCCGCGGCAGACCUGCAAGAACACUUUCGGCAGCUUCGUCUGCGUGUGCCGAGACGGGUUUGUGAUCGGGACGCUGCAGGGCUCGGUGCAAUGUCGAGAUAAGGACGAAUGUUUAACUGGGGCUCACCGGUGCAGCCGCCGUGCUCAGUGUGUCAACACAGAUGGUUCCUACACCUGUCAGUGUUUGGAGGACUACUUCGGCAACGGACGCACCUGCUGGCCCAGGAGAGCCCCACAGUCCAAGGCUGUCAUGUACUUCAACUACAAACUCUCCAAAAGGACGAAGCCUGGGAAACCUUCAUCUUAGAGUCAAAUGAAAAGAGACGCGCAACACUACAGGGUAACAUGGGAGGCGUUCAGGUUAACAAAAUGGUUAACAGCAACUCUCAGAACGUAAUGUCAAGUUGUUGAGUAAUAAUCAUUUUCAACACAACUGGACACCUUUUUCUUUUAAAGGCUGUCAUUUCUCUUCCCAGCCACCAAAGCAAAAAACCUGGAAUACCCCCAGCACCAUUAGUGGCCGUUUGAUGUCUGUUGAAGGAACCCUUCAUUUAACAAAUGCGCUGCGACAGGACCACACUCUGAACUUUGCUUGUGUGCUUCAGCCCAAAUGGACUGUGAUGACAGGAGGGUUUUCCUUGUGCUGGCAUCACCGCUGUCACAGAACCGCCGCCCCCUGUUAUUGCGCGUGUGAUCGGCUUUGUCCUGCAAAAUGCUUCGCCAAAGUCCAAAUAUCGCUUAUGGAUCGCUGGUAAUUUAUCAAAUGUACCCUUAAGUGUGAGUUUUCAUCAUGAAAAAGAGCAGUUUUGUGAGACCCGAUCAGAAUUUGUUAAUAAAAGGCUGACCUCUGGUGGAUGGAUGAGGGAAGAUGCUGUAUCUCUGCUGCCUUUGCAAUAAAGUCUGAAGAAUGU
Messenger RNA from Acanthopagrus latus (yellowfin seabream), 1533 nucleotides. Its product is annotated as nephronectin. Gene Ontology annotation, molecular function: calcium ion binding. Bases 48 to 929 code for a protein of 293 amino acids. NCBI's taxonomy places the organism in Eukaryota, Metazoa, Chordata, Actinopteri, Spariformes, Sparidae. The transcript has 7 exons. The record is from RefSeq and is a predicted model, not a curated record.